AUGACCACUCAGCCCCACGACUCCGAUUCUGCUUCGUUUGUACUACCAGAGUACAUCCAUCCAUGGUUACGCGCAGUCGUCGUCUUGGGCUUUGUCAGCUUCUUCGCCUCGGUAUCCCUUCUACUGGUCCUCACCUACAAGCUCGUGUCCUGGCAACUCCGGUCCAAACGGAGUAACCAAUUCGUCAUCCUAAUCUUCAACCUUCUCUGGGCCGACAUACAACAAUCCCUUGCGUUCCUGCUAAACGUCGAAUGGCUGAGACUGGGAUCUUUGGAAGUGAAAAAUCCUAUUUGCUUUGCGCAGAGUUGGCUAGUCUCGACGGGUGAUUUGGGAAGUGGCAUCUGGUGUCUCGCCAUCGGUCUGCAUACCUUUGCGUCCGUCAUCCUAAACUACCGACUUAAACCCCGGGCCUUUUACCUAGCUAUAUUCCUGCUCUGGCUAUUCAUCUUUGGGAUUUCUACCGUUCCUAUCUUCGUGCAUGGCAAGGGUAUCUACGUUCGAUCCGGUGUAUGGUGCUGGAUCAGUCAUAACCAUGAAGACCUUCGACUAUGGACCCAUUACUUCUGGAUCUUCGUCGCUGAAUUCGGCAACGUCAUCAUCUACGCCCUUAUCUAUGCGAUAUUGAUCGUCCGCAUUCGCUCGGGUCACUACAAGCCCGAAGAGUCUGAACGAGUACGGUCCAUCGCUAACCUCAUGGUCGUAUAUCCUCUUGUAUAUAUUAUCUGCACCAUUCCUCUCGCCAGCGCGCGUAUGGCGGCCAUGUCAGGCAGCCCACCGUCACUGGCACGCCUUUGCCUCUGUGGCGCAAUCAUCACUUCCAACGGUUGGCUCGACGUCAUCCUCUACACAAUCACCCGACGUAUCCUGAUAUUCAGUGAUGAACCGCCCUCUGAAGAAAACGGCAUAGACACAUUCGCAGUGUUUUGGGUAGAAAAGCCAACACGCUUCGGUGGCGAAUGUACAGUCGAAGCCACAAACUCACAUGCAAAGACCCGAAGGGGCAAGAACAAGAGCAGGAUCACACUCUCCUCAAGCAACGAUAGUUCAGAUGAUCUCGUCAGCGCAGGCGCCACAGACAUCAAGCUCAUCACAACCACCCAAGUCACCAGUGAAUUAGCACAGCCCGAGGAUGUCGAAGAAAUGGAAGCCGGAGCACGAAAAGCACGGCCUCGAACACCAAACUCAAGAUGGAGCACCGAAUCGAGUGACAGCCGCAACAUGAGUCUAAAAGACUUGUCUUUACCGCACAUCCCAUAA
Bipolaris oryzae ATCC 44560 is the source of this 1257-nucleotide messenger RNA. RefSeq lists its product as uncharacterized. Gene Ontology annotation, molecular function: G protein-coupled receptor activity. The record is from RefSeq and is a predicted model, not a curated record. The transcript is spliced from 2 exons. NCBI's taxonomy places the organism in Eukaryota, Fungi, Ascomycota, Dothideomycetes, Pleosporales, Pleosporaceae. Gene Ontology annotation, cellular component: plasma membrane. Bases 1 to 1257 code for a protein of 418 amino acids. Gene Ontology annotation, biological process: adenylate cyclase-activating G protein-coupled receptor signaling pathway.